GGCAACCAUUUUUAGUUCGAGUUUGUAUUUCGGUUGAUACGGAUGGGAGGUGGUUUAUAGUGUCGCGCGACUACGCGACUUUUUUUUUAAAAAAUAUACAGCACUGUAAAAUUGUUCAAUAAUAAGUGAUGUGAAGAAAUAAAAAGAUUGAAACAACAAUAAAAUUCUGUUAUACUCGUAUACGUAUAUAAAAUCUUGAAUUUAUCUAAUUUUUGGAGAAAAAUUUAAAGAAGUGAUGUAAUUAGUUAAAGUGCGUCUUUUGAUGAUUCUAUUUAGUUUGCAUAAGGUUUCUGUGUUAACGAUUUUGUGUUGAAUAAAAAGCAAAAUAAAUAUAAAAAAAAAAAGAUUUUUAUUGAAGCAGUAAUCGACCGAAGGAAAAAAUUGCAGAAAAAAUCUAUCGUUGCCACGAAGAAGGAAAAAUUACGAGCUUGAAAGAGUAAAUGCAAAAGAUAAGCAAAUAGAGUCAACAAGCGGAUACUCAACAAGCUAGUGUGUGAUGUGGAAAUGUGACACAAAAAUAGUGUACAGUCCUUAAGAAUAUUGCUGUUGAAUAAUUGGAUAAAAAUAAUUAAGAAAAAAGUUAAAUCACACCAAAAAAUCAGUUUGAAAAAAGUGGAGAAUAUAACAAUACAACAUCCAGAAUAUAAGUGAAAUUAAAGUGUCUAGAAGUAAUCGGUUUCAUAUUCAGAUAUAAGGGGUUAUAAACCUAAAAAUAUUUGUAAAAAGGUGAAAUGUGUAUGUUUUGAAACAAUUCCAACGAUUUCUGUUGUAAAUAUAAACGCGCAAUCAAUACAUAAAUGUAAAAAAAAAAGAAAUCCAAGUAGUUGGACAUAACAUACUCACUAUUUGUUCAUUAAAAAAUAUAAAAUAAUGUGGAUCAGCUAUGUUUUGCAUACAGUUUUCUCAUAGUAGUUAAUUUAUGUAUCAUGAUUAAUGAUUUUUCACGGAAAAUUUACAGUUUAUAAACAAAGGCCACAAUUGGAGCUGCAGAAUGUGCAAUGCUACAACGAAGAUUUGGUGAAUUUAACAAAGGUGAUAAUUUUCAUUCAAUACGCGUCAAAAGAAAAUAAAGUUAAACGAUUGAGAAAAAAAAUAAACUGCUCUAACUAAAAAUCGCUGAAAUCCGCUUCAAUUGAAAUUUCAGUUUUUAAAAAGACGGAAUAACAAACUGAAAACGUGUAUUUUGCAAUACUGUGUGGAAACGACACACGGGGACAUCGACAUUGCAGCAAACAGAUGAGCCCCACAUGUCAAUUGCUGCUGCCGAAAAUGCAGGGCUUGGCCCAUGUGAGAUAUCAGAUCCUUGGGAACCAAACACCACCACCAACAACAACAGCAGCAUUAACAUCAUUGCCAGCAGCAAAGGCAACCAAUUAUUGUUGUCAACAACUUCCUCGACUACGACUGCAUCCAUUAAUAUUGACAGCAACAUUUACUCGAACAGUGUGCUCUUUAAUAACAAUAGUACAGCAACAACUGCCAAUUCAUCGACUAUCACUGUCGUCUGCUCAGCAAGGACAACAACAACAACCACAGUCACAGGUAGCCUCAUCUACAAGCUGCCGCUCUCAUCACCGGCCGCUGCAACAGCUGCCGUUACUGCUUCAACAGCGGGCAGUGGCAGUGGGAGCGUGGUAACAGCCCCAUUGGUGGGCCUAGCACCUUCGAUACCGAACGGUGCCUCCCUCAUCAGCACCGGUACUGGCGGAGUUGGGGGCGUUGCCGGUUUACUGCUAUCGGCAACAGCCUCGACUGGUGCUGGCAGCGGUAGUAUUACGGCACAAACAACAACCGCAAAACUCCAUCAACCCAAAGCCAAUAACGACAACAGCACAGCGGACGGUGGAAACCAAACACUAACGCUGCAACAACAAGAACAACAGCAAUUACAACAGCACAACCAUUUAUUGCUGCAUAACAAAAACAACCUCAAUAUUAGCCUCAACAACAAUAACAAUUUAUUACUGAAUAACCAUAGCAAAAUCAGCAAUAGCAUAAAUUAUAAUCUAAUUUUGCGACAGAAAGCUGUCGCAGCUGCCAAUUUAGCCGCCGCGCUGCAAAACUCCAUCACUAUGAAUGCGGUGGCAUCGCCGAUCUCAAACAAUCCAGCGACGCCGACGCGAAAAAUCAGAAGAAAAACCGAUCCUAAAGCAAAUUUGCCACAAUCGCAAAUUAAUAAGUGCAACAAUGAGAAACGGCGUCGUGAAUUGGAGAACAAUUACAUCGAACAACUGUCGGAAUUUUUACAACUCAACAAACGUGGUGAUGUGGCCUCAACUAAACCGGACAAAGCAGCUAUAUUGAAUCAAGUAGUGAAAACGUAUCGUGAAUUUUGUGACAAAGGCCAAAGUCGUGAUAUAUCCUCUUCAACAUCAGCAAACUCUUCCUCAGCUACCAAUGCGACGUCGCCGAAUAACAAUAAUAACAACACGAAUUCCACUUCAACCCUUAAAAAUAGUAAUAACAAAAACAAUACAACCUCAACACGUUGCCCACGUUGUGCGACCGACAAUUGUUCCAUACAUCCUGUACAACAAGGUGACGUCUCUUCGACAGAACCGCCACUGCCGGAGCCAUCACUGCUAAACGGUCAGGUGCCUGAAAUAUCUGCCUACUUUGAGGCACUAGAACAUUAUCUCUCCUCAGUCGAUUGGGUGCUCCUGCAAGUUACCGCAGAUGGCAUAAUCGAGUCAUGCACGCAGAAUAUACGGGAGCUUAUCGGCUAUGACAAGCAGGAGUUAUAUCGUAAGCCACUUUACCAGUACCUGUAUCCCGGUGAUCAUGCGAAAUUAGAUCCCCUCAUAAAUAAUAUGUCAUAUGGUGGUGCCGGCAACGGCGGCGGUAGUACGAGUGGAGGUGUUGGUGGUAUUGGUUGCGGCAGCGGCAAUCAAACUGGCUGGGCGGAUCAGGAUGAUGCGAAUAGUGGCGCCAGUUCGCAACACUCGACCACUUCGUUGGGGCCAAGUGGGCCAAAAGGCAAACGUAACAUAGCUGCCAAAGUGCGAAUGCUAGUCAAAGAUAUGCGUUCGGCUACGCAAACAACGGCGACUGUUUCAAUGACGCACCCCAACGAUGCUAUAGACCAAAAAACUAUUCGACAGCACGUACAAGCCGAAAAGUAUGAGGAAAUCAUGCUGCUAGCAACACCUAUGAAGGAUGAUGGUGAUUCAACGUCUUCUAUUCUGUGCUUAAUCACCCGUCCCGAGGACGAGCCGACCAUGCAACAGAUGCAACCACAGCCUAUCGAGCAUUUAACAUUUAAACUUGAUGUACACGGCAAGAUACUCAAUUUGGAUACUACCGCGCUUCGGGAACCAUAUAGACAGCAUCUGAGCAGUUGGUUGGGACGUCUGUUGCAGGACCUUUGUCAUCCGCAAGACCUUUGUGCUCUCAAGGCGCAUUUACGCGAGGUACAGGAGUCAGCUGCAUCGGUGCAUCUAAUGAAUUCGCCAGCGGCUCAAUCGCCUGGUGGCACUGCCGCUACGCUUAUUAAUCCUCCCAUUGCUAAUGUGAUGUCGCGCCCGUUUCGCUUACGACUCGGUGCUCCCGAUGUUUACGUACAUGUAAAGGCCAAUUCACGACUUUUUCUUAAUCAAUCGCAAACUGAGGGUGAUUAUAUCAUGUCACUGCAAACAAUUCUUAAUUCAGAUAACGAUAUGGGGGGUGGAAGUGUUAGCGGGAGUUUAAGUAUUGGUGGCAGUGGUAGCGGUGGAAUUAUGACGUCUAGUGGUAUGCCCAACAUGUCCCCGAGCCCUUCGCUUGUCUCGCCCCUUUCGCUGCCAUUGGAUGCUCUUGUGAACAACAACUCGUCCUGCUCCUCGUCGUCGGCGUCCGCCUUAGGAGGGGCAGGUAGUAGUGCUCACUUGCUUGGAGGAUUGGUUGGUGGCGGUGGUAUGCCACAGCAUACCACGCAAACCACCAAUGUUGGCGGGCCACUAAUGACGUCGGCGGUCAUUAAUGGUACUGGUAAUGGGUCACAACGCAACAAUACAGUCGCAGCAACAUCGGCGUCCACCUCAAAUAAUUCCACGCUCGUCAAUUCCUUUACAGCAUCACCUGCUGGGCCCGAAGCAACUAUCUUCUAUACCGCCGAUCCCUUCGAUUUUGACUUGGCACAUUCCAGUUUUGAAAUGGAUGCCACUGGCUGGACGGAUUCGCGCCCUAAUUCGCGCGCCUCAGUUACUACGCCGGUGAGUACACCGCGACCUCCCUCAGCGGGGCAUGGCUUUAGUCCGGCAGUUUGUGCUUCACCGUCGACACCAUAUCAACUAUCGUCACAUUCAGCUGCUAGCUUACCAUCACCUCAGUCAAAUGCAAGCCAGCCAUCAUCCGCGGGCCCUUUUGGCUUUGGGUUCCCUGCAUUCGAUACAAGUGAUAAAAAUAGUGAGAAGGAGCAUAUGAAUACAAGCGGCAACAGCAAUACUAGCAUCGGCAGCAAUAAUCCUGGACAACAAGGGAGCACGCUGAGCGGUGGUGGAAAUUUACCGAAUGGCGGCCCGUCGUUGCUGACCACUGUUGGUGUUAUGGGUCAGCCACAUGUACAGCCCACACUUCCGCAACCCGAGUCGGAACGUUUGCGACAUUUGCUAACAAAUAAAUCACUUUCAAUGCCGUCAUCGAUGCAUCCGGCAGAUGGUGACAAGGAUCAUCUCAAUAUGCGUCAAAAGUUUUACAAUCAGGACCUACUGAAUUCCGAUGAUGAUAAGGAUGGUGGCGGUGCCGGCGGUAGCAACAGGGGUUCCUCCGGCAUGUUUAAAAUGGGCGCCGCUGGUAUAAUGAGCGCACGCCUAUUUGGCGGUGGUGCGAUGCCAAAAUCUGCAAAUUCCAGCAAUCCCAUGUUACUGUCGCUGCUCAACGAAAAAUCGGAGGAUGACGACGGAAAAGGUCCUUCGCUCGGUCGCCAAAGUGAAUUGAUGCGCCAGUUGCAAAAGGACGACGGCCAUUAUGGUCAUUCGCAUAGUCAUGGUCAUGGUCCGCAUCAUUCCAAAGAUAUGUCGCAAGAAGAUUUGUUGAAGAGUUUAAAGUAUCAAGGUGAUCCUACGACGCGGAAACGUUCGCUACAUGAACCCGACGACGGCAUAUCAGCAAAGCGGGAGAACGACCGGCCGUCCAAACUACGUGAAAACAACAAAAUGCUCGCCUCUCUGCUGGAAAAUCCACCAAAGAACCCCAUAGUCACUGUGCCGCCUCAGGUAAAGACCAUCCCCGACAUUGCGCCCACAACAAGUCGUGUCAGUUCGACUCUCGGUAGUAUGGGUGUAUCGACACCAAGUAGCUUAGGGGGCAUGACGUCAAAGAGUGCCUCAAUGACAACGACCUCAGCAACAAGUGCCAGCAAUACCGCCGUUGGCGGUGGAAGAGGCAAUAAUAUGCGUAAACAGUUUUCCGAUGCCUACCUCACGCUGCAGCAACAGCAGCAGCAACAACAUCAGCAACAGUGUUUAAGCGGCAUGCAACGUCCUCCACAACAGCAACCGACACAGCCAUCUCAGUCGCAAAUGAACUUUUCGUCACCGGACGCGUUCGGAACAUCUUCACACAACACCAUAGCUACCUCAGGCACAGCCGUUGUUACAGCAUCCAUCGUGACAUCGCAACCGAACUCGCAAUUGGCGGCUUUGAGCGGCGUCGAUGGUGAUUCAGAACUGUCUAAAAUUUUGGACAGCGUCAUGGACUACGUUUCAGACGAUGGACCCUUUGUGUCGACACCUACUCCAACUGCCAUGUCUGGACUGACGCAGCAAGAAAUCAACGAACGUAUGGCUAUCAAUGCAAUACAAAAUUCGUUGAUGGUGGAGACAUCUCAACUACAGCAGCAACAUCAUCCACAGCAGCCGCAACCGCCAGCUUAUCCAGGCAGUAUGAUGAGUAGUGGGGGCGGCGGGAGCGCUAGUGGGGGUUUGACACAACAGCAGCAACAACAUCAGCUACAACUGCAGCAACUACAAUUAUUACAAAGGCAGCAAGCAGCUAUUGGAGGCAGUCAGCAACCAUCGCAGGUGCAGCAAAUGCUGGAGAUGCUGCGUGCCAAUCCCAAUCAAGUCUUUCAACGUCCACCGCCAAUGUAUCCAGCAGCGCGCAAUCGUGGCCCUAUGAAUGCGGUUACCACACCUGGAGGAACGGUUCUGCCAGCUCAUCAACAAUAUCGCAUUCGCCAACAACAGCAACAGCAGAAAGAGCGGCUUCUGCAGCAACAACAAAAGCAACAGUUGUUGGUGCCAGAAAGUGCGACCGCGCGAACAGACCAAUUGUGUCUCAAUCCAAGCAUCAACAACAUUGGUUCGCUGCUCAAUAAUACAGUAGCGCCAAAUGUCGCUUUGUCGCGUACCAACUUGCCGCCCGAUUCCCAACUGAGUCCGAGUUUUGCGCAGAGUUUACUGCAGCAGCAACAACAGUUAAGCCCCGGUCAACGUAAUGCGGCGUUCAGCCCUCAAGCCAAUACCGGGUAUGGACCGCAAUUCACUCAAAGCGGACAGCGAUUAUCUCCUCACCAGCAGCAUCUUUCCCAGCAGCAGCAACAACAAGUAAAUGUGCAACAACAACAGCAAAUGGCAUUUCAGGCGGCCCAAGCAGUGGGCGCUAAUGUGGGAGCGCAACUUUCACCACGGCAACCGCCAUUUGGCGGUGGUCCAGGUGGAGGUGGGGUACAAUCUCCUGGUAGCAUGUCGAAUUCGUCUUCGCAACAAUGGAGCGCUGGUGGUAAUGGUGUCGGUGGUCCAGGUGCGCAAUUAAGUAGUAAUGCAACAACACAGCGAGGCCACUCGUUGCAACAGCAUAAUCCCAUGUUGAGCGCGCAGUUGCAAGGUGUUAGUCCCUAUACAGCACGCCCAUACCAAAAUCAACGGCGUAGUCUUAACUCUCCUGGAGGCGGUACUCCAGGUAAUGCAGUUGGCAGCGCUAUUGGUGCCAAUGUGGGUCUUCAGCGACAAGCCUCGUUUCAAAGUGGUGAAGGUGGAAGUUUCAGUGGCACAUCAAGUUCGCCAUCCCCGCAAUCGCCGUAUGGAGGGCCCUCCACCAAUGUGUUCCAGCAGCAACAGAUGCAACGCAUGCAACGGCAAAGUAGUGUGCCACAAGCAACGCAGCAUUUACCCGGCUCACCACGCCCUUACGGUGCCAAUCUGAAUCACGAUAAUAUUGCGAGCACAAGCGGCAAUGGCGCCGCCUCAAGCCUCGGCAUGAAUGGCGGUGUCAGCGUCGGCGUUAGUGUCGGUGUUGGCGGUUUUGGCGGCAUGAUGUACAAUAGUAUGCAACAUGCUGCAAAUGCGGCACCUCCACCACAAACACCAAAUGAUUUUUAUGGUCGCGCGCAGACCGCUGGCAACACGGCCAAUUCUUCUGAUUUUGUAAAGCAAGAAUUACGUGCUGUGGUGAGCGUGCGUGCUCAACAACAGGCUGCUGCAGCAGGAGGAUCCAGCGCGUCGGCCGGUGGUAAUGGAGUUCCUGGCGGUGGUGGGGGCAAUGGUGGUGGUAGUAAUGGAGGUUCUGUCGGUCCCAGUGGAUUGCGCAUAAGUGGCACACCGCAGAGUCCAUUAAGCAAUACACAACCAGGAUCAAUGAGUGGUGGCAGUGCUGGUGGCUUAAACAGUACGAAUCCGCUUAGCAUGCAACAACAACAACAAUCUGGCCCUCAUGGCGCCGGUAGCGGAGGUGGCGUUGGCCAGAAUUCACUGCUUAGUACGCCAACAGAUCCCACAAUUAAUUUUAGUUUUGAUACACAAGAUUUCUUUGGUAACAACACUACGAGGUGACCAUAAAAAGUUUGGACUAGUACGCACUCAAUUAACGAUCGUAAACAACAAAACAGUCCCAUGAUUGGGAAGAAAAACAUCUGCAAUGCAUUGCACGAAAUUUACACUUUAAGUGAAAUUAAAAAUUUAGCAAAAAAUAUGAUAACUACGGUUCAUUACACUAAAAAACCGAAAAAAUUAAAAUAUUUUCAUUAUUUAAUAUAAUUUACGACCUAAGCAAAUUGAAAAUAAAUGACAGAAAAAAUGAUAAAACACGUACGGAGGUGCAAUAGAACCUUAGCAUUUAUUUACUUAAAAAUAGUAAUAUAUCAAAAUACUUAAAAACCAUAACUGAAAUAUUAAAAAAAUAUUUAAUGCAAAACAAGUUUUCGACAGCAACAAUGAUUGAUAUAAGGACUAAAACAAAAACAAAUUAACAACUCUUAAUAUUUAUGCAUAAAUAAUAUGUUCUUUGAUGCAUUUCUGUAAAAAAAUUAAUAAAUUCACAAACAAAUAAUAUAAAUAAGAACCACAACCACAGAGAAUUAAAUUAGUUAGGAGUUACCAGAUGACAAAGUCUUGUAUAUGUAAAUAUUACCAGAAUUUAUGAAAACAAAAAACAAAAUAUUAAUUGCCACAAGCAAGUAAAAAUUGGUUAUUAUGGGUUGAAUUAAAAAAAACUCUGCGAAAGAAUGCAAAGUAGUGGAAUUGGUAGUUAAAAAUGCGGAGUGGGAGAGGCUGGGCUGCAAAACCGAUCGAGGGUAGACCCCAAUGUGCACAUAUACAAGAAAUAGUUCAAUAUAAACAUUUUUUAAAUAAGUUAGAAUUCGACGAAAUAAAAAUGAGAAUGGGACGUUUCAAAGGGGUGGGACGAAGCGAUAUUAAUUUUUUAGUAAAAGCACGCAAGGGAAUAGGAUCGUAUGGAUGUAUGCAUGUAAGACCUAGUUUGUUCUAUGAGUGUAUAUUUGCAAAUGGGGGAAAACUAAUUAAGUUCUAAGCGUUGAGAAUUUUUAAUACGCUAACGAUGAAGAGUUAAAAUUAUGGAAAUCGUAAAGCAGCAAAAUUUUACAAUACAAUUUAUCAAGUAAAUUAUGAGUGGUGAAUUAUUUUUUAAUGAACUAAAUUAAACCUUUUUAACGGCUACCAACUAAAUUAAAUUUUCAAGAAACUCUCGAAAUUUGUAUUUUGAAAUUUAUCGACAAAAUUUUGCUACAAAUUUAUUGACUAGUUGAAUGCUUCAAAACACAAAGCAGUGAUAAAUGAAAAAGAAACAAAAUAAUGAUGAAAGUAUUUACCUUUUACAAUAUAGGAUAUUAAUGAAUAAUGUUAAAGUGAAGGUGACGGAAAUAUAGCCAAAAAAGAAGCAAACAAGAAGCAUUUUGUGAGCAAUGUCUAUAGGCAAAAUUAAUUCGUUUUCAUAAAUAUAAAAAAUAAUUGCGAGUAUAAUGAAUCAAAGAAUUAUGUUUUGCAUGAUUUAAUUAAUUGGAGUUAUUAUAAAUGUAUAUGUCUUUUGCAGUUUAACUGUUGUUCACAGUUUGUGUAAUUCUAUAAGAACACUGGAAGCUAAUAAGAAAUAGUGAUUAAAAACAUUACAUGGCAAAAUAUGUUUAAAAAGUAUGUUUUAAAUUUGACUAAGGGUUAAAACGGUGAAUGAAAAUAGCACAGCAAUGUGCGAAAAUUCGAUGAUUUCAAAUCGUUUAACGUUGUUUCAACAGCAUAACAUAACCGACGUGGAGACUCUUUGAAUGACGUCAUUUGAAUAAGUUGUAACAAUAUUUUAUUAUAAAAUACUUACGCUGAUCGGAUUAGGCUUUCUAUAGUAAAUUGACCAGUGCCGGCACAACUGAAAAAACAUCGCAGAUGAAGGAAAUCGUAACUUCCGAUACACGAAUUGUUAAAGUUAGUGCUGCCCCCCUUUUUUUUGAAAAUUUUCAAAAUUGAAUUUCGCCACACUAAUAUAAAUAUUUCUUGAAAUUCCUUACCAAUUUGUUAGACCAACUUUAGCUAUUAGAAAUACGAACCUUCCUUAUUUUGUAUUUAUGUAAUGGUUUUAAACACUCGCUUAAAAUAUUGAGCUCGGGCAUACGAGUUUCCGAUUAAGCUCACAUGGAAGAAACUCUUAUAUGUUUCCUUUCAUUUUCACGAUUGCGCACCUACCUAUAUAAUGCUAUUAACUAUUUUUGUUACUGUUAUAUGUGGAUGUUUAUUUAUUCACUACCCUAUAUGGAAAAAUCAACUUUUUUCUGGGUAUUGGUCCAAGCCAAUUUUUUCUCUCUCUCUCCUUUUAUUAGUUAUUAUUAUUAUUAUUGAUUUUGACUUCGAUUAUCUCCUCAGGAUUUUUGUUCCUCAUCACUAAUGGGCUUAGAGUCGCACGGUUUAGUUGACCUUAUAGCACCUGUAAUAGAAGUUUGUGUAAUACAAAAAAAAUUUAUUACUAAUCUUUACUUUAGUUAUAUAAUUUUUUACCCGAGGUCCGAUUUCGGUUAACUCAAAGUUAAUUUCGAAAAACGGAGAAAGUAAUUUUUUACAUAUGACUCAAUCUCUUUGAAAAAGUUGGUUUGGUCCAAUAUCCAGCCGAGUGCUGUACUGUUUAUUAAUUUAAAUUUGGAAUGCAUAAAGAUUUAUUAUUUUAUAUAUAUAAAUUUAUGACCGUUAAAAAUAUGAUAUAUUAAUAUUUACCACAAGUUAGUUCAUUUCAAUACUUUUAUUUUAAUGGCAUAGGCCAACGCUAUUAUAAAUUGUAAAUAUAUACAAUAAACGGAUAUUCAUAUAUGUUUCAUUAUCUUUUUAUAAAGCCGAAUAUUUGAGUUGUUAAACAUUAGUCUAAUAAAUGCGUGCAUCUUGUAUUUUACACAGUGCUAGUGUGAAAAAAGUAAGAGAUAUAAAAACUUAGUUAAUUACAAAGGUUUAAAAAAUCUAAAAUAAAUAUCUAAUAUAAUUUAA
Messenger RNA from Anastrepha ludens (Mexican fruit fly), 10670 nucleotides. RefSeq names its product nuclear receptor coactivator 3 (gene tai). The record is from RefSeq and is a predicted model, not a curated record. Gene Ontology annotation, molecular function: protein dimerization activity; nuclear receptor binding. The transcript is spliced from 15 exons. Gene Ontology annotation, biological process: positive regulation of transcription by RNA polymerase II; cellular response to hormone stimulus. NCBI's taxonomy places the organism in Eukaryota, Metazoa, Arthropoda, Insecta, Diptera, Tephritidae. The coding region runs from base 1248 to 7748 and encodes 2166 amino acids. Gene Ontology annotation, cellular component: nucleus.